AAGCAACAGGAAUAAAAGCGCAGACGCCUGGUUGUUGCGCACUUGUUGAAGAUAAGAAAGCCGCUACGUUAAUCCGCAACAUUAAUUCUACAAUGGCAGGAAAUAUUAAGAAGUUCUACGACUUCUCUUUAAAACUACUGUCAGGAGAUGUGUUGAAUUUAUCAUCACUCAAGGGGAAGGUGGUACUUAUUGAGAAUGUCGCGUCACUCUGAGGCACGACCGUCAGGGACUACACUCAGAUGAACGAGCUCCAUACGCGCUACGCUGAAAAGGGGCUCGUGGUUCUGGGGGCUCCCUGCAACCAGUUCGGACACCAGGAGAACUGCAAUAACGAUGAAAUAUUGAAGUCCCUGAAGUUCGUCCGUCCUGGAAAUGGUUUCGAGCCUAAUUUUCAGCUGCUGGAGAAGGUGGAUGUGAAUGGCAAGGACGCACACCCCUUGUUCGUCUUCCUCAAGGAAAAACUGCCUUCUCCCAGUGACGACUCCCUGUCCCUCAUGAAUGAUCCAAAAUUCAUCAUAUGGAGCCCGGUCUGCAGGAACGACAUCAGCUGGAAUUUCGAGAAGUUCCUCAUUGGUCCUGACGGGGAGCCGGUCAAACGAUACAGCAGAAAAUUCUUAACUAUCGACAUCGAGAACGACAUUAAGAAGCUUCUCGGCCAAUAAGGAAACCGUCCAGGCGUCGUAUUUUCAGAGGCAGCUUGAUGAUUGGGGAUAUUAAUUAAACUAAUAGUCCCACCUGUGGUUUACAACAGCCAUUUUCUCACCAGCUUCUAGGCCUACUGCUUGUGAAAGUACUUCCUUAUUAACUUCAGGCUGUCUAUGUUCACUUGUGCAAGGUACUGCUGUAGUUUAGGCUCUUUACUGAAUGAAGGCAUCCUUUGAAACCCUUUGAGAGGGGUGCUGGAUGGGAACGUAAAGGUCUUUACCUCACAGUAGUAUUUGGCCCAUGUAAAGUGUAGUUCAGCUUGUAUGUUUUUAUAAUGAGUGAAUAAAUAUACAUUUUCCAAGCACA
This is a messenger RNA of Anguilla rostrata (American eel), 1011 nucleotides long. Its product is annotated as glutathione peroxidase 1-like. Gene Ontology annotation, molecular function: glutathione peroxidase activity. The transcript is spliced from 2 exons. The record is from RefSeq and is a predicted model, not a curated record. Gene Ontology annotation, cellular component: mitochondrion; cytosol. NCBI's taxonomy places the organism in Eukaryota, Metazoa, Chordata, Actinopteri, Anguilliformes, Anguillidae. Gene Ontology annotation, biological process: hydrogen peroxide catabolic process; response to hydrogen peroxide; glutathione metabolic process.